Lachancea nothofagi CBS 11611 is the source of this 1113-nucleotide messenger RNA. Lineage: Eukaryota; Fungi; Ascomycota; Saccharomycetes; Saccharomycetales; Saccharomycetaceae. The record is from the annotation of a GenBank genome assembly.
AUGUCCAGAUCUAAGGUUUUUUUGGAUAUUUCGAUUGGCGGCGUCGCCAAAGGGCGCAUGGUUUUUGAGCUGUUCAACGAUGUGGUCCCCAAAACAGCAGAGAACUUCUACAAGUUGUGCGAAGGUCAGUCUGGAUUCUGCAAAAGCAGACCAGAUGUGCCAUUGGGCUAUAAAGGCUCUCUAUUCCAUCGUGUGAUCAAGGGAUUCAUGCUGCAGUUCGGCGAUUUCACCAACUUCAACGGUACUGGUGGUGAGUCCAUUUACGGUGAAAAGUUCGAGGACGAAAAUUUCACGCUCAAGCACGACCGCCCAUUCCUAUUGUCGAUGGCAAAUGCUGGGCCCAACACCAACGGCUCCCAAGCGUUUCUCACCUGCGUUCCUACCCCUCAUUUGGACGGCAAACAUGUUGUUUUUGGCGAGCUGAUCCAAGGAAAAAGAAUUGCGCGCACCAUCGAACACUUGGCAACGGAUUCUGGCGACAAGCCCGAGGAUGAGGUGAAAAUCGAGGACUGUGGGGUUUUACCUUCCUCUUACACAGUGCCGGCAGACGCAGAGCAGACGCCAACCGACGAGUUCGGUGAUAACUACGAGGAAACGUUGGCCGACGACUCGAAAGUCGACGUUACCAAUGUCGAGUCGGUUUUGGCGGCCGUAAGUGCAGUGAAAGACAUCGGAACUAAGCUCUUCAAAGCACAAGACUACAAAAACGCAUUGGCAAAGUAUCAAAAGUCGUCCUCCAUGCUCAAACAAUACUUUCCCGACGAUCUGGCCCCAGCACAGGUGCAAGCCGUCGACCAGCUACGGGUGUCGGUGCUUCUGAAUGUUGCCCUGUGUGCUUUGAAAUGUGGCGAUUACCAGAAAGUUCUGACUGCGACUACCGAGGUGGUUCACGAUGCCAGCGCCGAUGACAAAAGCAAGGCUAAGGCACUAUACCGUCGUGGUCUAGCCUACUACAAUCUAAAGGAUGCAGACAUGGCUCUGACAGAUCUUGAAUUCGCAACUACUUACCAGCAAAACGACGGUGCUAUUAUCAAGGCCAUGGCAGAUGCCAAAAAAUUGAAAAAAGAACAGGUGGCGAAACAGAAAAAGGCUCUAUCCAAGAUGUUCUCUUGA